UUUAAACAAUUAUAUAAAAAGUUUAUCAUGAAACCACGUAAAACUAAUAAACGAUCCUUUAAUACGAAGGAAAUAAAGUAGUUAAAUAGUACAUUACUUGGGUAUUAUUAUUUAAUACCGAAUAUUCAGGCAUUACUAAAUUGAUAACUGAAAAACGACCUUUGUGUUGUUAAGUGCUAAAAUAACUGCGGAGCAAUGGCGAGGGCUUCACUGGAAAGUAGGAUUCUUCACUUACGUAUAUGCUGUUUUGUAAUGUUGAUACUCUGCCUCAUAGGCAUAGUACAGAUGUUUGCAUCGUAUGGCAAAUAUGAUUAUCCGCACACGGCCCGAGUAGAUCUGUCGGACAAGCUAUUCACAGGGGUCACUCCGUUUGUAACUCCUAAAAAGUCCGUGCCAGACUGCACCUAUGACAAAGUACUGGAGAACAAAAAAUCGUAUCACCCUUCGGAAGUUGCUAGAAAACACGAUAAUUUCUCCCCGAAAGGUAUUAUGAAUGGCAGCUAUACCCCUGAAGAAUGCAAUCCGCUGUUCAGUGUUGCUGUACUGGUUACAUACAGGAAGAGGCAAAAUCAAUUGGAUACAUUCGUCCCUUAUAUGCAUGAUUGGUUGAGGAAGCAACAUCUUCAUUAUAAGAUAUAUGUAAUUGAACAGCAGGACGAGAAACCGUGGAAUAAAGGCAUGCUGUACAAUAUUGGAGCAAAAUAUGCCAUAGCUGACAAGUUUCCAUGUCUGAUCUUGCAUGACGUGGAUCUGCUGCCACUGGAUGAAGGGAACCUGUAUGUAUGCAUGAAGGAGCCCCGUCACAUGAGUGCCAGCAUAGACAAGUUCAGAUUUGUGCUGACAUACGACACUUUGGUUGGUGGAGUGCUGGCGAUGCGUUCCGAACAGUAUCUGCUGGUGAACGGAUUCUCUAAUCGCUUCCAAGGCUGGGGUGGAGAGGACGAUGAUUUUGCGGAGAGAAUACACUCCAGGAAAUUGAGUAUCCAGAGAUUUCCCCGAGAAAUGUCAGAAUACACAAUGCUACUCCAUCAUCCAGAGCCGAAGAACAGUGACCGGGCGCGCAUCAUGUACGAGAACAAGCAGCACAUCAGCGAGGACGGACUCAACUCUGUGAUGUACGAGUCCGUGCAGGUGAAGCCGCAGCGGCUGUUCACGUUGAUCCAGGUCAAGUUAUGAUAUGUCAUAUCAGAGUGGUAGCCAAUGGUCGAUGGAUUUUAAAUGGUAACUAACUUGAAGGUAUUCAAACAAUAAGGUUCUUCUACAGUACAGUAUGCUCUAUAACAUAAUGUGAAUUAUUUAAUGAGGGAAAUAAUAAUAUUAAUAGCCCUGGAACUAAUAACCCAGUCGCAAACUAAGUACCGGUUUUGUUAUGAAGCUGAUAUCAAGACUACACAUCGCGCCAUGUAGUCCCAAAUGGAGUUGAAGUUAUGUUAUGGCUAAAUAACUGAUAAUAAUAUAUGUUUUUUGUGAAUACAUACAAAAUAUACAUAGACUAGCUUUUGCCUGCGGCUUCGCUCGCGUUAAUUUAUCCCCUUAGGGGAGGAAUUUAUCAAAAUCCUUUCUUAGGGGAUGCCUACGUCAUAGUAGCUUUAUGCAUGCAAAGUGUCAGCCCCAUGGGUUUAAAAUUGACAAAGAUUCAUACAAUUUUUCUACCCCUAUUUUAUCCCCUUGGGGGUAGAAUUAAUCAAAAUCCUUUCUUAGUGGAUGCCUACGUCUAACAUCAUAACAUCUUCAUGCAUGCCAAAUUUCGAUCCCGAUCGAAAGCCGGAUCCGUCCAGUGGUUUAGGCUGUGUGUUGAUAGAUCACUAUGUCAGUCACCUUUGAGUUAUAUAUAUUUAGAUGUAUACAGAUAUUCUUUCCUGUAGGUAGUCAAUCAAUUAAAUCUUAAAACAUCUUCAGAUCUUGUUUAAUUGGAUUUUCAGUGGUUAUGAGCUACCCUGUAUGACCGCUGUGAGACAAGGCAGAGGUGUGAACGCCAAGGUUUAACACAUUUACAGACUCGGUGGCAUUGUGGUUUAGCUCAUUGCUUUAGUUCCAUUCGUCUCAGGAUCUAUUCCUCGCACGGUACAUACAUUCAUAUUCAUGAAUAUGAUUGUUUGUAUCGGUCUAGGUUGCUUUCUAUUUAUAUUAUGUAUCUAUUUACAAAAAAUGUAUUGAUAUAUUUUUAUCAGUUAUCUAGUAUUCAUAACACAAGCUCUUGGGACUAGAUGUGCUGUGUGAAUUAUCCAGGGUUAUUAAACCUAAUAAACUAUAAUAAUAGUAAAUUUUGUGUACAGUUUGCAAAUAGUGUGAACAAAACCUAGGAAGUAAAACUUUAACUGUAACUUUUGGGUAAAAUUGUUAGUCAAUAUAGUUAGAUACUAUUAAAUCCUAAAACGUCGUUCUAAUUGUAGAAUGCAGAAGAUGGCUAUGAGGCUAAGUUAGUGAACCCCACGUGGUCCAAGUCUAACAUUCGUAAAAGUUUCUAGAAGGAUCACGUGGACUUACUAGUCCUCAUUCCUAAUCAUCUUCUCCCCUUAUAUAUGGGUGAUUCGUUAUCUCCCGUUGGUCCACUUUAUUGGUUUCAAUUGGUCACUUAUUGGGUCUAGCUGGAGCCAACACAUCAAGAGUGGACUGGGCUCAUAUAUCUCGAAAGGUUGACCCACUUUGUUGUUUUAAUUGGUCAGUUAUUGGGUCUAGCUGGAGCCAACACAUCAAUAGUGGACUGGACUUGUAUAUUUCAGAAGGUUAGUCCAUUUUGUUGGUUUCAAUUGGGUCUGGCUGGAGCCAACACACCAAAAGUGGACUGGACUUGUAUAUCUCAGAAGGUUAGUCCAUUUUGUUGGUUUCAAUUGGGUCUGGCUGUAGCCAACUCAUAAAGAGUGGACUAGACUUGUAUAUCUCUGAAGUUUGGUCCUCUUUGUUGGUUUGAAUUGGCCAUUUAUUGGGUCUAGAGGAAGCUAACACAUCAAUAGUGGACUGGGCUUGUAUAUCUCAAAAGUUUGGUCCACUGAUUGGUUACAAUUGGCCAGUUAUUAGGACUAUGUGGAAUCCACACAAGUGGACUUGCAUUUGUCAGAAGGUUGGUGUUGUUUUAAUGGGUUCCUUAUUGGGUCUAGCUGGCGCCAAUACACCAAGAGUGGACUGGGCUUGUCUAAAUUUUAAAAUGGGUGUGGUUUAGUCAACGCAACAAUAUUAGACUGCUUUUAUUGUAUUAUGUAUAACUGUAAUACAUAGAACAUUUAAGUACUGACAUAUUUUCAGCGUUUAGAACUUAAGUACUUAUACUUAUAUUUUAAGUUUCUGGGUAGCAAAAACUUAUUUUUUUAAUUAGAUUCUUUCGAAUUGGGUUCUUAUGAUUAAUAAUAUAUUUAAUGUCAAAUUUCUGGUUCGCGCUUCUUAACUGGACUUUGGUUUAGGUAAAAUUAUUUUCUUUGAUAUAAAUUAAUUUUUAUAUACCACAUACUACAAUGAAGUUUUCAUAUGUAAAAACGUAGAUAUUCAUUUAGGGGAUCUGUUUCACUCGAAUCGUAUAUAUAACGUACUGUAUUUUAUAACGCAGUGGAAGCUUACUGGGCCCAUAACCUACAAUAGGUUUUUUAUUUUAUAAUAGAACAGCAGCAAUUUACAAAUAUAAUUUAUUAAUUAGAAAAAUACAUGUGUCGCAGCAAGUGUGGCACAGAGCAGAAUAUCCAAGAGAGACGGAACAGAGUAGGUUGAUGUUUAGACAACAUAACGUGAAGCAACUAUAUAUGCAAUACCGUCUUUACCAUAAGGGCACACGAAGCCCGUGCCUAGGGCCCCCAUUCUCAGGGGCCCCCCGAAGGACUCAUUUAUUCUCAAAAGAUUUUUGUCGGGCACACAAAAUUUUUCCACAAAUGUUAUCAGAAGGUAUUUACAACGCAUAUACUACGCCAUUAUACCAAUUACUUCGCCUAUUCCUAUGUUCUUACCUAAUGAGUUUUUUUUACUUUCCAAAAGGGCCCUGAAUUCUUAUGUGCCCAAGGGCCCCAGCCUAGUUUAAGACGGCGUUGUAUAUAUGUAUAGUCAUGACCAUGUUUUGUUAGAUGUGUAUCUAUUUGAUAUUAACUAAACAUAAUGAAAUAAAGUAGCUAGUAUAUUUUAUAGUACUUUACUCUCUAUACCCAAUAUUAACCAUUAAUUAGUACAAUUAUUUAUACAUUAACCUUUCGAAUGUCUGUCGUCUAGGCAGCGACCGAAAAUGGAGAAGCGGUAAAGCGCGCGCCAGCUGAUUUUUUCAAAUCCGUUUCGAUCUUAUAAUGAUAAAAAAUUGAAAUAAUACCAAUUCAGUUUAUAUUAAUGGACUAAGCAAUAUUUUUUUUUAUAUAUAUUUUAUUGUUUCUAUUUAUAAACUUUAAUGUUUAAUUUUGGCAAUGUUAUAUUAUUAUUUAAUAAAUUAUUGUUCGUUAGUAGUAUUUCAGGUUGUUGUAAAAGCUUAUUAGUUAGAAACGUAGUAAAUAUGCAAUGGAUUAUGUACUUAAUGUGGUUAUAAUGAAACAGCCUAUAAGGCUAAUGUAUCUAGAUAUAAGAGUGUAACGUCCUGUAUUGCAAAUGCACAAGUUUAAAAUCAGCUGUUAAUUUUUUGCAACAAUUCUUAACACGUUAAAGGCCAUGUAGGUCACCGGUGAGCUCAUAAUGUCUGGAUGUUUGCGCCGCGUAGGUCACCCGUGAGCUCACUUUAGAGCUGUGUUGAGCGCCGGCGCGUGAUGUUUUCAUACAUUUGUAGUAUAUAGUAGUACAGUAUAUUGACCGGAGCGGCGCUCAACAACAGU
This is a messenger RNA of Achroia grisella, 4772 nucleotides long. RefSeq names its product beta-1,4-N-acetylgalactosaminyltransferase bre-4-like. The transcript has 3 exons. NCBI's taxonomy places the organism in Eukaryota, Metazoa, Arthropoda, Insecta, Lepidoptera, Pyralidae. Gene Ontology annotation, biological process: carbohydrate metabolic process; glycosphingolipid biosynthetic process. Gene Ontology annotation, molecular function: N-acetyl-beta-glucosaminyl-derivative 4-beta-N-acetylgalactosaminyltransferase activity. The record is from RefSeq and is a predicted model, not a curated record. The coding region runs from base 196 to 1176 and encodes 326 amino acids.